Symsagittifera roscoffensis is the source of this 3456-nucleotide messenger RNA. RefSeq names its product ras-like protein 1. The coding region runs from base 1301 to 1870 and encodes 189 amino acids. Gene Ontology annotation, molecular function: GTP binding; GDP binding; GTPase activity. The record is from RefSeq and is a predicted model, not a curated record. The transcript has 2 exons. Gene Ontology annotation, cellular component: plasma membrane. NCBI's taxonomy places the organism in Eukaryota, Metazoa, Xenacoelomorpha, Acoela, Convolutidae. Gene Ontology annotation, biological process: Ras protein signal transduction.
UGUUUCAGAUGAAAAUGGUUUCGUCAUAUUUCUGAUUUGAAAACGAUAGUUCCUGCUAUUACCUCCUAUCAAGGAACGUUACCAUCAUUCGUUUCCCACUUUUUACCCUUGCGAUAAUCAAAGAAGUGCAAUCAAGUGUUUUUUUUUUUUGAAAAUUUUUGCAUACCUCGUUUCAAAAGAGUUUCUUUCCUAUGCCAAUUAUUUAUUGUACAUGUGUCUGCGGUACAUGUUGCUAAAUUGUUUACCUUUUCAAAGAAUUGUUUAUAAAAAAUAAAACCAUACGCCAAUAACAAUAUAACCCUGACAGCGUUGCGUUUAAUAUCGCGCAGUUUUUGCUGUUACCUUUCAAAACCUGCAGCGUGCAAUUGGUUGAGCCGUUGUUAACGUCUAUUUCUAUUUCCUGCUCAAUUUGACUACUUUUGUAGCUCUGGUAGCGAUAUGAGAUGGUAGCAAAACAAGACUAUUUUUAGAUCCUCCAUUCAUUUAUUAACUCUCUUAUUGCGCUUUUUUUGCCUGGCUUGUGGUGGUGGUGGUAAUACACGCAAACAGAAAAGCUAGCUGUAAAUUGCGUCUGAAGAGAAAGAACAACAAACAACCAAUGUUCUUUCCUACCAUUCAUAUCUCUCAGAUGGAGGAAGACUCAAUUUGAAGGCGCACUCACUUUUCCCCCUACUUGAAAAUCGUAUUAAGGGAAUCAAUAAUACUAUAUUAAAAACAAACUAAAACCAUGUGUGUGCUACUAUUUAAAUCUUGAGAAUGGACAGUGGUUUAUGGCUAUUUUUUGGUUUUAGAAUGACAAAAGUAUUCUGUUGAUUUCAAAACAGUUUGAAUAUUAUUUGCAAUACAGAUACUCUAUCUACAAUCCACUCGUCUGUUGCUCAUUAAUUAGCCCCAAUAUAGUUACGUAAAAAACCGAAAAGAGACGAACACGUUUGAAGUGUUAUUGAUACACAAGAAGUAGCAAAAAGUGCGGAUCGCCUUUGGUGUACUAUCCAAACAUUAUUCAACAGGGUCAACUUCAAUCAUAUCUCAAAGUUAUUACAGAACGGAGACAUAGACAUAUAAUUAGUUAUUAUCACUCCUAAAAUAGUCUGUCUUAUAUCUCGUGUUUGAUCUCUUUGAAAUCAAUCUAGAACUCGUGGAAUAUUAUCUUUCCUGGGCUCUCACUAUUAUCUUGAUUCCCCUUGUUACCUGGACUCUCUAUAUUUUAUGAACUUCUAUUCUUUUCUCAACUUGUAUUAGUUAUAAUAUCUAGUUGACCUUGAGUGAUUGCUACAAUAGUAGUGUAGUGUAGCAUACUAUGACAGUGGAGUACAAGUUAGUGGUGGUUGGGAGUGGAGGAGUGGGCAAAAGUGCCCUCACUAUCCAGUUUAUCCAGCACCAUUUCGUGGACGAGUAUGACCCCACGAUAGAAGAUAGCUACCUCAAGCAAGUAGUGAUUGACGGGGAGACGUGUGUACUCGAUAUUCUAGACACUGCCGGUCAGGAGGAGUACUCGGCCAUGCGAGAUCAGUACAUGAGAACAGGAGAGGGCUUCCUAGUGAUGUUUGCCCUGGACAACUACCCCUCGUUUGAGUCAGUUUCAAUCUACCGGGAUCAGAUCCGGAGAGUGAAGGACGCAGACGACGUGCCCACAGUGCUGGUAGGCAACAAACAAGACCUGCCCACGAGAGACGUGGACUAUGAAAGGGCCUCAAUGUUGGCCAAGCAGUUUUCAAUACCCUACGUGGAGACAUCUGCCAAAACGAGAGUGGGCGUUGACGAUGCUUUCUACACACUAGUGAGGGAGAUUAGAAAGGCAAAGUCAUCUCGCAAUUCGAAAGGCAACAGGACGGGGGAACCGCGCAAACACAAGUGCACUGUCUUGUAGACGCCAUUAAAGAAGAGAAAAAACCGCUACCUUUUUACUGGGAAGAAAAGAAGUCAAGGCAAAUGGCAAGAGAACGUGGCCAACCUGCAAAAAAGCGGGAAUCAGUCACGUGCUUGGUUGGUUCGAAAAAUCAAAAAGAGAAAAUAGUUUUCAAAUCAAAACGUCAAUGACGAAAUUGUAAGUGUAGUAUUCGACUACCGGGCUCAUAGAUACGUUGAUUUAUCAAUUUAACAGCGAUGUAAGCUGAAAAGAAGACUGAUUUUGUUAAUUCAUAGAAUACCCACUGAACGAGGGAAGUAUCUACGCACCCAGCAUCGACUGUGCAUGUGGAUUACGGGAAAUUUUUCCAUUGUUACUUCAAUCACUCUACUGUUCUUAUUUCAUGAUUUUAUUGGAGCUAUUUUCACAAGCGAUGCGAUGCAAUUCAAUAAGAGGGAAUUUUUCAAGCAUUUUUUGAGCAACUGAAUUUUGCUAAGCAUUGAAAAUUUUGCGAAAUGUGUCAUUACAAAACUUUGGAAAAGAAUCGCCACUGUGCUUAUUUUGUCUAUUUCUCAAAAAAGUCAUUAAAAUAUGCAAGUUCUCGAGGUAAAAACCAAUGUUUGAAGCAUCAGUCUUACGCUUUUUGAAUGGGAUUGAGCCUCUAAAUGUUAAACGCAAAAUGUUUUUUUUUCGUGUUUAGUUUGUUUCCUCUGCAUUUUGUUUCGCUUGUUUGUGCGAAGCAGAGAUUCGCAUCUGUGAUGAAGUUUCGAUCUAUUUUUUUUGUUUUAAAUUUUGUACAUAGAAAUUUUGGUGCAAUUUCUGGAACUUUGGCUGCCCUCGUUACAAAUUUAUCAGCACGACUCUCAAUUUGAAGUUUGAAAUUCUGAAAAACAUCAAUUCUCAAAGUGUUUCUACUCAUAUCCGAGCUGUUAUUGAAUCAAGGUUUGAAUUAGUUUAUCAAUUUAUUUAAUUAAUUUAUGCCAGUUCAAGGUCUGUUGUUUCACCGGAGCUUAAUUUUAAUGGAUUGCUGCUAAGUUGAUCAAAACUACCAUUUUUCACACUGAAUGAGUGAACAUUAUAUCAAUUAAAGACCUCAGCUUCUUUGUUUAAACUAUCUAUCCGAUCUGAAAAAAUCCUGUGGCACUUUUCACCAACACCACGUGUUUUUUUUGAUAGCAACAAGAUUUUGGACUCAUAGUUUCGUAAUUGGUUAUAUUUGUAACUGCUUCGAAUCGAUUUGUUAAACAGAUCAUUUUUUCGGCGCUACAUCGAGCCGGGUGUAGAAUCCAGAUGUGGAAGUUUUAUGGAAAGUGCCAGCCUUCCAGCGAUUUACUGGUGAGAGUAAUGGUGCUGAAAUUUGUCUGAGUGAGGGAAUAUAAUAUCCCGUCGACGAGCCUUAACUCCUUGAUGUGACUGAAAAGAGCAGCUACUGUCGACACUAAUCAAGUAUUUGCUCAAUUGUUUUGAAUAAUGAAUUAUAGGCGGAUAAUUUGUAUGGAGUAAUUUGAAUUUAUUUCCCUUGCAAUGAAGGGUAUCAUUUCAUUUGACAACUUCUAGUUUUAGAUAAAUUGAUGAUAUGUAUAGCUUAAUUUAUCUGUCUUACCUUA